AUUUUUCCCAAGAUUCACACAGUUUUCUUGCAAACAUUGAUUUCCGCAUCCUCACAUUUCGCGUCAUCGAGCGGCUUCGCAAACAACCGGAACCGACUGGGGAAUGGCCUUCCUAGGGAGUGCAGUUCGUCGGGUGGUGUCUGCGGUGCGGCCUCCUCUCUCUCCCCUAUGCCGGACAAGUGCCCGGUCCUACAGCUCAGAGCAUACCACUGAAAAAAGUGUCCCUUAUGAGAAGACACUCAAACAGGACGAUGGAGCCUCAUCUGGGCCGACUAAACCUUUACCCAGGUCAGUGGAUGCAGUGGUGAUUGGAGGAGGCAGUCUGGGCUGUCAGACCGUCUACCACCUGGCCAAAAUGGGGAUGACCAACGUAGUUCUGCUGGAGAGAGACAGACUGACUGCUGGCACCACCUGGCAUACAGCAGGCCUGCUGUGGCAGCUUCGUCCCAGCGAUGUUGAAGUUGAGCUCUUGGCCCACACCAGGAAUGUGAUUAGCAAAGACCUGGAAGAGGAGACAGGGCUCCACACAGGUUGGAUCCAGAAUGGAGGACUCUUCAUUGCCUCCAACAAGCAAAGACUGGACGAAUACAAGCGCCUUAUGUCGCUGGGUAAAGUUUAUGGUAUCGAGUCCCAUGUCCUGUCACCUGCGGAGACUAAAGACUUGUAUCCACUGAUGAAUGUUGACGAUCUGUAUGGAACUCUGUAUGUACCAAAAGACGGCACCAUGGACCCAGCAGGCACCUGUACCACCCUGAGUAGAGCUGCCUCUGCCAGGGGAGCCACGGUGAUUGAGAACUGCCCUGUGACUGGUAUUCAAGUGCGGACAGAUGACCUCGGGGUCAAGAGGGUGAAGGCAGUUGAGACCCCCCAUGGGACCAUCGAGACACCUUGUGUGGUGAACUGUGCAGGUGUGUGGGCCACUAAACUCGGGGAAAUGGCUGGAGUAAAGGUGCCUCUCAUUGCAAUGCACCAUGCCUACGUGGUGACAGAAAGAAUUGAAGGCAUACAGAACAUGCCAAAUGUAAGGGACCAUGAUGCAUCAGUUUACCUGCGCCUCCAAGGUGACGCCCUGUCUGUGGGUGGCUAUGAGCAAAACCCUGUCUUCUGGGAUGAGGUCUCUGAUAAGUUUGCCUUCAGCUUGUUUGACCUGGACUGGGAUGUUUUCAUGCAACAUAUUGAGGGUGCAAUCAACAGAGUUCCUGCUCUAGAGCAGACUGGCAUCAAGUCCACUGUCUGUGGACCAGAAUCAUUCACAGCAGACCAUAAGCCGCUGAUGGGAGAAGCCCCAGAGGUCAGAGGUUUCUUCUUGGGUUGCGGCUUCAACAGUGCCGGUAUGAUGCUGGGAGGUGGCUGUGGUAGAGAGCUGGCACACUGGAUCAUACAUGGACGCCCUGAAAAGGAUAUGUACGGAUACGACAUCAGGCGCUUCCAUAACUCACUGACAGACAACCAACGCUGGAUCAGAGAGAGGAGCCAUGAGUCGUACGCUAAAAACUACUCUGUGGUGUUCCCCUUUGAUGAGCCGCUGGCCAGCCGAAACAUGAGGAAGGACCCUUUCCAUCAGGUGUUGACGGAGCAGGGCUGUGUGUUCCAGGAGAGGCAUGGCUGGGAGAGACCUGGCUGGUUCAACAAAGAUGGACCCGCUCCUGUUAAAGACUAUGACUACUAUGGGGCCUACGACAUUAAGAAGAAUGUACACUACAAAUACAACGAGCUGCUGGGCAAAGAAUACACUUUUGGCUUCCCUCCACAUCAUGACGUGAUUAAGAGUGAGUGCCUCUCAUGUAGACACGGUGUAGCUGUGUUUGACAUGUCCUACUUUGGAAAGUUCUAUCUCACUGGACCAGAUGCCAAGAAGGCGGCUGAUUGGCUGUUUACUGCUGAUGUCAACAAGAAGCCAGGGUCCACAGUGUAUACCUGCAUGCUGAAUAAGAACGGAGGUGCGGAAGCUGACCUGACAGUGAGCAGGCUGGAGUCUGGUGCUGCCAACCUUCCCCUGGCACCGGAGUCUAAUGGCGACGCGUACUACCUGGCCAUUGGAGGCGGUGUAGCAGAACACAACUGGAACCACAUUAGAACAACUCUUCAGGACCAAGGUUUCCACUGCCACCUAACAGACCACUCUGAGGAUAUGGGGAUGAUUAGCAUCCAGGGACCCAAGAGUCGAGAGAUACUUCAAGAGGUGCUCGACACAGACCUAAGCAAUGAAGCUUUCCCUUUCUCUUCCCACAAAGUUGUCAAUGCAGCAGGGCAUCAGGUGCGAGCUAUGCGUCUGUCAUUUGUUGGAGAGCUCGGCUGGGAGUUGCACAUUCCCAAAGACUCUUGCCUUCCUGUCUACCAUGCUGUCAUGGCCGCUGGUGCAAAACACGGCAUUAUCAAUUCAGGCUAUAGGGCCAUCGACUCACUCAGCAUAGAGAAAGGGUACAGGCAUUGGCAUGCCGACCUUCGCCCAGAUGACACACCCUUAGAGGCAGGACUAGGUUUCACCUGCAAACUGAAGAGUUCAAUCCCAUUCCAGGGCCGGGAUAGGCUGGAGAAACAGAAGGAGGAGGGUCUGAGGAGGCGAAUCGUCUGCUUCACCAUAGAUGAGAAAGAACCAAUGUUUGGUCUGGAGGCUGUCUUCCGUAAUGGCGUUCCUGUUGGUCACCUACGGCGCUCUGACUAUGGCUUCUUCAUCGACAAAACUAUUGGUUAUGGAUAUAUCCGCAACCCUGAUGGAGGAGUGGUGAGUGCUGAUUUCAUAAAGAGUGGUGAGUUUACCCUGGAGAGGAUGGGAGUGACGUACAAAGCCAAGGCGCACCUCAAGUCUCCCUUUGACCCUGAGAAUAAGCGCGUCAAGGGCAUCUAUGCUUGAGUUGGACCACACUCGUGUAAACACUGAAACAAACACACUUCUGGUUGGUGAACAACUGAUUUUACUUUUUAGUCUUUACCUGUCUGUCUCAAACAUUGAUCAUUUUAUUCAGAUUAUAUCUGUGAUUUGAUGGGACAGGAACUUGUACACUUUUAAAAAUUUUAUGGAUGGUGGAAAAUCUGUAUCAAAAAUAUCAGAGAGGUGCUGAUAUGAUGAAUUUGGUAUGAAUGUUUUACUGUUGAAGGUGUUUCAUGUCCUCGGCAACAUGUUGAGAGAUAAAUAAACUGUAUAUCCCUGUGAAUGCUCUCAUGUGAGUAUUACUGUCAAGAGGUUAGGUAACGUCAACAUCGUAUUAUCUUCAAUAAUCAUUUUAACCAGUUCACCUGGAUAAACCAAAACUAUUCAGUUGUGACCCAGCUAACAUACAUAACUUUAAUAAGCCCAUAGCUUUACAGGAUUGAUCAUAAGGGCUCAAAUAACAGCAUAUGAUUAAUUUUCAGUUUAGAAACAAAUAUGUGUUCAUGUCCAUCAAUAAUCAAAACAAGGUCAUUCAGAAUGAGGUAUUAAUAUCUAAUUCAGUCAAUUUGUUCAAGUGAUAUGCUUUGCAGGCCUCCACUGAAAACAGUGCAUUACCACUAUUUAUCUUAUAUUCAGCUUUUGUGAAGAACUUUAAGCUAACAUUCAUUAUUAUAGGUUUGAUGGUGAUUUUGUAUGUGAAAAACAUGCAGAUUUUGCUCUUUUUUUAGCCCAAUUAUCAGCACUCAGUCUACGCUUAUUUAAUUUGCAUGUGUCCUUUAUUUGAAACGGGCCAUUAUUAGAGUCAGACUGUUAAUUCUAAUUGUGUCUUAACAGUGCAGUGUCUUUUAUACUAUUCCAUUGCUGUGAUAUUUUAUUUCAAAUGUAUCCUAUGAGGAUAUGAGGACAGCAACCAUGAGCACUGUCCUGUGAGAAUAGAAGAGUUCUCAGACUACAACCUAUCCCUUGAGGCAGUUUGAGUCAGAUUACAAUGACUGAUGUUUGUGCUGAUAAUAAUGACUAAAAACAGAGUUUUACUCGGUAGUGUGGUAGCAAGUGUUUGUCAGAGUUAGGGAGAAAAGGAGGAAAAAAAUACCCUGAGGCGCAGUUUACCAGCCGGGGACAAAACACUGUAGAAGAAGAAUGACAGAAACAGACCACAGUUAUCAGCAGCCGUUACAGAUAGAACUCAUUUGUUUUCUGAUCCGCCCCCCCCCACAUACCCCCUCUGCUGUGCUCCAACUUCAAUGCUCUUAGGGUUGUUUUUUAACAGAUGCACUGUUCUCUAAAAGGGCUUAAAGAGCUCUCAUUUCUUGUUUUGGUGAUAAAUCAAACAGAAACAGACAACAGUUAUCAGCAGCCAUUACAGAUAGAGAACCCAUUAGUUUUCUCAUCCGUCCCCCCACUUUCCUCCUCAGCUGUGUGCCAUCUCCAUGCUUUUAGGUUUGUUUUUUUAACAGAUACAUUGUUCUCUAAAAGGGCUCAGCAGCUCCAAUUUCUUGUUUUGAUGAUGAAUCAAACUUGAAAUUUAUUUUAUUUUAUUUUAUUUUGUAUUUUUUGUUUCACAAUAAAGCCCUCCCAGCAGUAAUGGCUUCACAUUUACUGAGAAGCAUCUCUGGGAAACGCUGAGCAAUAACACAUUAAGAACCGUCUUUGCCUCAUUAAUUAACACUUUCAGUUCUAAAGAUGAGCUCAGUGUAACGCUAUAGUGAGCGUCGUACAACUCAUCUAAUCAAUGCUGUGGAAAAUUGAAAAUGUGAAUUAUGCCAAGUCGUCCACUAUAGUCCCUACAGCUUCUUAGGGACAAACCUUAAUUUGAGAAUUUACAGAGUAUGUACAUUGAGACUUAAUGGUGCUAACUCGUGUAUUUGCUUUGUGUGUAUAUAUACGUAAAAACUAAAAGGGCUAACAUGUUUUCUAGCUACAGGUUUCUGUGUUCAUAAUUCAUGUUCGUUUGAUUGAAAAUGUCUUAUUUUACUUUCUGUUGUUGUAGUUAAACUUGACUUAAACAGCAAAAGGAUGAAUCAAUAGUUAAGCACCUUAACAUCUAAUCAUGUUAUGCAGUGCAGAUGCAGCUAUGUACAAUAAUUUAAGAUAUUUAGAUAAUUCUUUAUUUACAUGAGUUUCUGCAAACUAACUACCAAAUUAAGUUUUUUUUGCACUUAUACAAUUCAGUGAUAAAAUCUACUUUC
Scomber japonicus (chub mackerel) is the source of this 5061-nucleotide messenger RNA. RefSeq names its product sarcosine dehydrogenase (gene sardh). The record is from RefSeq and is a predicted model, not a curated record. Gene Ontology annotation, molecular function: oxidoreductase activity; protein binding. The transcript has 22 exons. Gene Ontology annotation, cellular component: mitochondrion. The coding region runs from base 104 to 2854 and encodes 916 amino acids. Lineage: Eukaryota; Metazoa; Chordata; Actinopteri; Scombriformes; Scombridae.